CUCCCUCCCCGCGGCUCUGGGUGACGCUUCUCCAAUAACAGCUCGCGGGGCGCCUCGGCUCGGGGCGCCGGUCCCGCCGGUCCCGCCGGUCCCGCCGGUCCCGCCCCGCUGCCGGCAUGAGGGCGGCGGGCGACGGCGGCCUGGAGCGCUUCUGCAGCCCGGGCAAGGGCCGGGGGCUGCGGGCCCUGCAGCCCUUCCACGUGGGGGACCUGCUCUUCUCCUGCCCGGCCUACGCCUACGUGCUCACGGUCAACGAGCGGGGCAACCACUGCGAGUACUGCUUCGCCAGGAAAGAAGGAUUGUCCAAAUGUGGAAGAUGCAAGCAGGCAUUUUACUGCAAUGUGGAGUGUCAGAAAGAAGAUUGGCCCAUGCACAAGCUGGAAUGUUCUCCCAUGGUUGUUUUUGGGGAAAACUGGAAUCCCUCAGAGACUGUCAGGCUAACUGCAAGGAUUCUGGCCAAACAGAAGAUCCACCCAGAGAGAACACCUUCCGAGAAAUUGUUAGCUGUGAAGGAGUUUGAAUCACAUCUGGAUAAAUUAGACAAUGAGAAGAAAGACUUGAUUCAGAGUGACAUUGCUGCUCUUCAUCACUUUUACUCCAAGCACCUUGAAUUCCCUGACAGUGAGAGCUUGGUGGUACUCUUUGCACAGGUUAACUGUAAUGGCUUCACAAUUGAAGAUGAAGAGCUUUCUCAUUUGGGAUCAGCAAUAUUUCCCGAUGUCGCCUUGAUGAACCAUAGUUGCUGCCCCAAUGUCAUCGUCACCUACAAGGGGACCCUGGCCGAAGUACGCGCCGUACAGGAGAUCAGCCCAGGAGAGGAGGUUUUUACCAGCUACAUUGACCUCCUAUACCCAACAGAAGAUAGGAACGACCGGUUGAGAGAUUCGUACUUCUUCACCUGCCAGUGCCAGGAAUGCACCACCAAAGACAAGGAUAAGGCCAAGGUGGAAAUCCGGAAGCUCAGUGAUCCCCCAAAGGCAGAAACCAUUCGUGACAUGGUCAGAUACGCACGCAACGUCAUCGAGGAGUUCCGGAGGGCCAAGCACUACAAAUCCCCUAGUGAGCUGCUGGAGAUCUGUGAGCUCAGCCAGGAGAAGAUGGGCUCCGUGUUUGAGGACAGCAACGUGUACAUGUUGCACAUGAUGUACCAGGCCAUGGGUGUCUGCUUGUACAUGCAGGACUGGGAAGGAGCCCUGCGAUACGGACAGAAAAUCAUUAAGCCCUACAGCAAGCACUACCCUCUGUACUCCCUCAACGUGGCCUCCAUGUGGCUGAAGCUGGGGAGGCUGUAUAUGGGCCUGGAAGACAAAGCUGCUGGAGAGAGAGCCCUGAAGAAGGCCAUCGCCAUAAUGGAAGUGGCUCACGGCAAAGAUCAUCCGUACAUUUCUGAGAUCAAACAGGAAAUUGAAAGCCACUGAAACUCCGCCAACACGCUAAUUUUUAUUUAAAUGCUAGCACAGAAGCCUUCAAGGAUUUGAAUAUUUCCAGGCGUACACAUGACUCCUGCAUUUCUGUAAAAUCACUGGAAUGAAAACCCUGCUUGCCCCUAAACCUUACCCGUGGCUUACCUGAAGGUUGGCCUUCACCUUUACUCUUAGUACCAAAAUAAUUUUUGAAUGCUUUUAUUUCCCUAAGAGAGAACGGCAUGGUCUCACGUACUACCACGUGCUUUGGACCGACUGAAUUUAAGAAACACGGCUACUUUUCCCUUCAUGCCUCUUACAAUGUUGUGAGCAAACCUGGAUGAUGAAAGAGAAUAAAAAGGGUAAUGGUGUUUGAA
Molecule: messenger RNA, 1780 nt
Organism: Canis lupus familiaris (dog)
Lineage: Eukaryota; Metazoa; Chordata; Mammalia; Carnivora; Canidae
Gene: SMYD2
Product: SET and MYND domain containing 2
Exons: 12
Coding region: 117-1418 (433 amino acids)
Cellular component (GO): nucleus
Molecular function (GO): histone methyltransferase activity; protein-lysine N-methyltransferase activity; protein binding
Source: RefSeq, a predicted model, not a curated record